Mollisia scopiformis is the source of this 1188-nucleotide messenger RNA. RefSeq lists its product as uncharacterized. The transcript has 2 exons. The record is from RefSeq and is a predicted model, not a curated record. NCBI's taxonomy places the organism in Eukaryota, Fungi, Ascomycota, Leotiomycetes, Helotiales, Mollisiaceae. Bases 261 to 941 code for a protein of 226 amino acids. Gene Ontology annotation, cellular component: mitochondrion.
GAUAGGUGUUUGAUUAUACCGAGCUCCGGCGCGCUAGCUUCAAAGCCAAUCAGACUACCUCCGUUCCAACUAAUGAAAACUACUUCAGCCUCCUCCAAAAUCCCUACUUAUUGAAUCUAUUUCGAAUACCUCUCAGAAGGCAAUAUCAUGAACAGAAACUUGAACUCCGCUCGAUAGCCUCCAACAAUUCACUCAUCUCCAGUCCUCUCAGAAGACGAGAGUCAUCACAUGACCUUUUGCAAACACCAACCUCCACCUUCAUGCCUCCCGAACGCACAGCUAUGCGGCUCUUCCGAGCUGUGCAGCAAUCAUGCAACUACUCUACAAACGCUACAGCUGCACCGAACCAAUUAGUCUAUCCUGACUCACAGAGUCCAAGUCAUUAUGACCUACCAAGCUUCCUAGAGUAUGCGUCACGGAUAGAUAUGGACAUGAAAAGUACUACCUACGUGGGAACACACUAUGAGUACACCGUACAAUCUGCACUUGAACGGCUCGGAAUGUCCCUCAAACGGAUAGGUGGGAAGUCAGACUGUGGGAUUGAUGUUCUCGGUUCGUGGUCAUUACCUUCUGCACCUCAGCCUUUGAAGGUCCUGGUUCAAUGCAAGAACAUUGCUCGGAAGAUUGAUCCGUCUCAGGCAAGGGAAUUGGAAGGCGCGUUUGUAGGCGCACCUCUAGGUUGGAGGGAAUCCGGCGUGCUAGCUCUCCUUGUUUCACAGAAGUCUGCAACCAAAGGAGUGCGAGAUGCUCUUCGCCGGAGUCGUUGGCCGAUGGGAUAUGUACUCUGCACUCCUGAAGGCAAGAUUAUGCAGAUGCUCUGGAACUCUCGUGCAGAACAAGAGGGACUGGGAGGUAUAGAAGUUGGUUUGAAGUAUGCUGGCGGUGAAGCGGAAGAGAAGGAAGUGAUCUUGACCUGGAAGGGAGAGGCCAUCACGAAUUGAUCAUUCUAUUUGAUUGCACUGGAAUGCUCAACGAUCCUGCUGGCAACACCUGGACUGUUUGCUGUCACAACUCCAUAACAUCGACAAUCACGAAACUCUUUGAGGUGGCCAGGCCGGUUACCCAUACGAGAGUUUGAUGGUAUCUCAAAAGACUCUCGUCAGAUGAGGACUCUUCUUGAAGCUUGUCUCAGAGGUCCACGAAGAUAAAACUAUCUUUGCUCGCCAUUACGAGACUACACCGAGGGCG